AUGUGUAAUGAAAGCUUCUCACUCGCCUGGGUUGCUAUCUGCAAGCGGUAUGAUGUACCUCGCUUACUCAUCAGUGCUCAGCUCGACAAGCUGGUCAACCUUCCAGCACUCACCUCACGCUCUUCGAAACAACUCUACUCGCUCAUUGACCAGACCCACGAGGCGAUCAAUGCACUCCUCGCUCAGAAGGUCAAUCUCCAGGAUGGAGACUGCUACCUUCUCACUCACAUUAUCAUCUCUAAACUCGACCGCUCAACUCGUGAACAGUGGGAAUUGUCUCUGCGGGCUCCAGUAGAGUUCCCAAAACUCAAACAAUUGCGUCAGUUCCUCACGGAUUGUGCUCGUGCUCAAGAACGGUACGAGGAAAGUACCUCAAUGGCUGGUGAUCAGCAGAAACCCAGUCACUCGAACGCUCACUCAAGCUCCAAGAUCCAGAAGAACUCGUACGCUCAUGUGGCAACAUCUUCGGCUCCAAAAUUGGCUGGAACAUCAACACCAGCAAGCACUCAAUCCAAGGUGGUGGCCAAAGCACAGUAUCCGUGCGACCUGUGCCAAGGUGACCACUACCUGGACAGACGUGACCAGUUUGGCAAGAUGACUCCACAACAACGAACUCAGCUGGUGAUCCAAGCCAGAUUGUGUCCAAACUGCCUUGCACACCACCGAGUCGAGUCAUGCAAAUCGGAAUUCCGUUUUAGAGCGUGUCAACAACAACACCACUCUAUGAUUCAUCCAGGAAUCCCUGCAACUCACACUCAAAGGGCUCCUGCUCGAACUCAAUAA
Messenger RNA from Microplitis mediator, 783 nucleotides. RefSeq lists its product as uncharacterized. NCBI's taxonomy places the organism in Eukaryota, Metazoa, Arthropoda, Insecta, Hymenoptera, Braconidae. Bases 1 to 783 code for a protein of 260 amino acids. The transcript has a single exon. The record is from RefSeq and is a predicted model, not a curated record.